Molecule: messenger RNA, 1713 nt
Organism: Aspergillus alliaceus
Lineage: Eukaryota; Fungi; Ascomycota; Eurotiomycetes; Eurotiales; Aspergillaceae
Exons: 3
Coding region: 98-1639 (513 amino acids)
Source: RefSeq, a predicted model, not a curated record
CCCAUACCGCCCUAGAAUCAUAGCAAUCCCAACCCACUACCGUAUUCAUAUCUUAUCUGCACAUCAUCAUUUCUGUUUAUGAAUAUAAUUCAUUGCUAUGGAAUCUAAGAACGAGGAUUUAGGAUGCACAGUAGAAGAUUAUCGAAUGGCAAUUAGAACAACGCGCCUGGAAAAAGAAUACGACAACACCUUGAUGCACACAGCGCAGCUUUGGGGUGCCGAGAAAAGCCGGAUACAACGAGUGGAGCAGUUGCUCCUUCAAUUUGAAAAUGAACAUCUGCGGUGGCAUUUGAAUCAUGUGAAUCAAGAAUUGACCAAGAGCACAAGAGUGGAGUCUGAAAUCCGCCUUCAACUCUGUGAGACUUACAAAGAGCUCGAUCAGCUACGAAAUACCUAUCGUGCUUCGUCUCAUGAGAUAGAGAGACUUUGUCUUGAGCUUGCUUCCCUGACCAACGCUUCCGUUGAUUCAAAAAAGCUCCUCGCAGAAAAACUUCGGCUCGCAAAGGAUCUUUUGAAGGCGGAGGCGGAAAUAAAAAGGCUUAAGUCUCAGAAGGCUUCUCAGCACACUCUCCUUGCGGAGAAGCAAACUCUAGAACGGCAGCUAGCAUCCCUUGAGAUACAGCUCGAAAGCGACAAAAAGGCCCACGAAGAAACUUUAGCCAGGGAUUCACAGAAAGCCAAGGAAAUCGCGACACUUAGCUCCAAACUUGAAGAGAUACGCAAUGAACUCAUAGUAGUGAAGCGGGCGCAGGACCAACGCGAGCAUACCAUUCAGCAACAGAGUAUUGAAUGGGCUGCACAACGGCCAACGCUUGAUGCCAAGUUUGGCGCCUUGAAUAAGAAGCUAGGGUCAACGAAGGAUCAAUCCCAGGCCGCUACUGCGGAACUUCAGCGACAGUGUAACACUUCUAACAAUGAUGAAACGAGAACCUCCAAUGCACAAAUCCAUGCCAUUCCUUCUCGCCUGUCAGGUACACAGCACAACUCUGGUCUAACAAUUGCAACACCCGGGGCUAUCCGUGCCCAGGAUAAGCGAAACAAAAUAUCGGCAUUGCCCGGUGAUAAGUCCUCUUUUUCAAUCACUCCGUUUCUGAACCGGACGAAUGGGCUUCGAAAUUCAUCUACAAGUUCUGAGGAUGAUGCAGAUGAACUCCACACAGCUCAUACGGUCAGUAGAGCAAACCAACUAUCUUCUAGGGACGGUGCUAGCAAAAGCGUUGAUUCUGGCCAUCAAGAUCAGUUGGGGUCAGCCGAUGGGCUAUCGGUUACGACGGGAACAAUACAGAUUGGCCAGGGCAAUGCCAAUGGCAGAAAAUGGAGAGAACCUCAGCGGAAAUUUGUGGACGAUUCUGAUCCUGAUGCACAACGAGAAAAGUUUAGCGCCACCUUUACUCACACUUCUAACCUGAAAACAAAGAAACGUAAAUUGGGAAUGCAACGUGAUAUGAGCUUCUUCAACGGAGAAGACGACGACGAAGAUCUAAACGAUAUGAGGCCGCCAGGUCGGAAGCUUGUUCUGGGUACAGGGCGAAAUCUUGCUUCACAAAUAUCUGCACCAAGUGGUGGCUUAGGGCGCGGUCGUGGGUUUGGUGGGUUGGCUGAAUUUUCUCCCUUAAAGCGUGACAAGAAACGGCUGUAGACCAGCUUAACUGUAACAUUUAUGAUGGAGUAGCUUCCGUCAUACCGCAUUGCUCGAAUUUCACUGGCUUCUCU